AUGACCACCCUCUCUCCCGAAAACAGCCUCUCUGCCAGGCGGUCAGCCUCCUUCAUCCUGGUGCGUAGAAAGCCGCCCAUUGACAAGACGGAAUGGGACAGCUUCUUUGACGAGAACGGUCACUUAGCUAAGUCCCGGGACUUCAUCUGUGUUAACAUCCUGGAAAGGGGUCUGCACCCUGUCGUGAGGACGGAAGCAUGGAAGUUCCUCACGGGCUACUACUCGUGGCAGAGUUCCCGGGAUGAGCGGCUCACGGUGGACAGCACGAGGAGGAAGAACUACCAGGCCUUAUGUGAGAUGUACGAGAAGAUUCAGCCCCUUCUGGAGAACCUGCACCGGAACUUCAUAGAGACUCGGAAUCACAUUGCAUGCGACAUCCAGAAACUCUACGACAAAGACCCCCUGGGCAACGUCCUCAUUGACAAGAAGCGACUGGAGAAGAUCCUGCUCCUGAGUUAUGUCUGCAACACCCAGGCAGAGUACCAGCAGGGCUUCCACGAGAUGGUGAUGCUUUUCCAGCUGAUGGUGGAGCAUGACCAUGAGACCUUCUGGCUUUUCCAAUUCUUCCUCCAGAAAACGGAACACAGCUGUGUCAUCAGCAUCGGGGUGGGCAAGAAUCUGGACAUGCUCAACAACCUGAUCACCUUCCUGGACCCUGUGUUUGCUGAGCACCUGAAAGGGAAGGGCGCGGGGGCCGUACAGUCCCUGUUCCCCUGGUUCUGCCUCUGCUUCCAGCGCGCCUUCAAGUCCUUCGACGAUGUCUGGAGGCUCUGGGAGGUGCUGCUGUCCGGGAAGCCCUGCAGGAACUUCCAGGUGCUGGUGGCCUACAGCAUGCUGCAGAUGGUGCGCGAGCGGGUGCUGCAGGAGAGCAUGACUGGCGACGACAUCCUCCUGGCCUGCAACAAUCUCAUUGACCUUAAUGCCGACGAGCUGAUCUCCGCUGCCUGUGUGGUGUAUGCUGAGCUCAUCCAAAAGGACGUUCCGCAGCCAGUGAAGGAUUUCUUCCUCUGA
Messenger RNA from Choloepus didactylus (southern two-toed sloth), 1011 nucleotides. RefSeq names its product TBC1 domain family member 21 (gene TBC1D21). Gene Ontology annotation, biological process: activation of GTPase activity. Gene Ontology annotation, molecular function: GTPase activator activity. NCBI's taxonomy places the organism in Eukaryota, Metazoa, Chordata, Mammalia, Pilosa, Megalonychidae. The transcript is spliced from 11 exons. Bases 1 to 1011 code for a protein of 336 amino acids. The record is from RefSeq and is a predicted model, not a curated record.